Messenger RNA from Homalodisca vitripennis (glassy-winged sharpshooter), 1334 nucleotides. RefSeq lists its product as uncharacterized. The transcript is spliced from 7 exons. Lineage: Eukaryota; Metazoa; Arthropoda; Insecta; Hemiptera; Cicadellidae. Bases 112 to 1107 code for a protein of 331 amino acids. The record is from RefSeq and is a predicted model, not a curated record.
CUGUGGAUGGAUAGUUAGUUGUGUUUGUGUACUCUUCUUAUAGAAGGAUACUUUGAUUUGUUUUGGGUUCUUCACUUGUUAUUAAAAACAAAUUGUAAACAAAAUUCCACAAUGUCAGUGUGCACCGGAGUGGCAAGCCCUGCAGAGGGGCUGAUAUGUUUUGUGUGCGAUGGCACUGUUGUUGGACGCUACUAUACUUUAGCUUCCUGCAAGACACAGGUGACCAAACAGAAGCUCGUAGAAAAGCUUGGACAUUUAGUUGGAGAACAGUACAUGGUGGUGAUAUCGGAAGAUGACAUAAUCUGCCGCAGCUGCACAACGAUGAUGAACAAUCUAGACAGACUGGAGAAGGAGAUGAGUUCAGUGCGUUCAGUCAUCCUGCGGUUCCUAGAGAAGAAGUAUGGAUUGGAUGAAGGAGAAUUAGCCAACAGCAAGGUGGUUCUGCCCCCUCCACCCGCCCAUCCAGACAUCGUCAAACCUGCAGUUAAAAAGACAGAACCCUCAUUACCAACAUUUCAUGAACGGAAGAAGCAGUCGGCCAAAGCACACAACGAGCAGGAAGCAAAGUCCAACGUAUGGAUGCAGUGUGACAGAUGCAAGUAUACGACACCGUACAGUUCCUUCAUGAUCAAUCACAUCCACAAGCACAGCGAGCCCAAAAAACAGGAGGAGAAACAGAACAACGCUCAGGUGGAAGCGGAGGACAAUGAGAGGUCAGCGACAGUGAAGGCAGCUGAAGAAGUGCCUCCGCCGCUUCCGCUGGAGGCAGAGGCGGAGCAAGCGGCAGUGGCAAAUACAGAGGCAGAGGUGGUGGAGAACAGUCAGGAGGUGGAGGAGGGGAUAGAGCCUGGAGUCGAUGUUGAAGGACCAGACAUGGAUGGGGCUGUUGUUGAGAUGGACAUGGGUGAGGAGAACAUCUGCAUGGUGGACGAGAAUGGCAUCGUUCUGCAGAAGGUACAACAAUCUGAAGACGGGCAGUUCUACGUGGUGGAGGGUGACAUCGACGGAGCCAAACAGAUGUUGUCCGUGGCCGAGGACGGGUCUGUGCAGAUGGUUCAAGUCAUGUGGGACGACAUUGUGGCUGGCGACGAUAACAUGCAAUUUUAGUCUUUGACUUAGUCAACCAAUUAGGUUUAAGAAUUUCUUGAGAAGAUGUUUCCCGAACUGACUGCUUUAAUUGAAGUUUUUCCUGUAGCAUUAAGUAUUGUAAAUAUGUUUUUUGUAUAUACUAUGUGUAUAUUACUUUUCAAAUAAGAAUAUUGUGUAAAUCUAUCAUACGUAUAGAUCGGAUUGAAUAUAAGUCUAUUUUGAUUACAUUUUUUCUUUAUAUGAAA